AUGGAUUUACUCCAUUGGCCAGGAGAUUAUGGACUGGCAUCCAUCGAUGUCGAUUGCCUACAUGUUAUGGAAAGAGAUUUGGAAGAGGGUCUGGAUGGUAAAGUCCGGGCGGAUAUUUUAGCCUUUACAACAUUGGUAGAAACGAAAUUAAAGCCAGCCGUGUUAUAUCUAAGCUGGGUAGAUAGUGAAAAUUUUACAAAGGUAUCAAGGAAAUGGUACGCAAACGUUCUUCCUUUUCCAUUAAAUUAUGUUGUUCCUGGUAAAUUACAUAGGCAAGCUAAUAGUUACGUAGAGGCUUCAUACAAUUUAGAUGAAAAGGCUAUAGGUAUUCAGGUUCUCAAUACAGCUAAAUGUUGUAUUGAUUUGUUAGCUGAUCGACUAGGCGAAUUAAAUUUUUUUUGUGGUAAUCGGCCAACAUCACUCGAUGCGAUAGUUUACGCAUAUCUCGCAAUCAUUUGUAAAAUUCAGCUUCACAAUAAUAUCCUAAAGCCUCAUUUACAGCGUUAUCCUAACCUUAUCAAUCUAGUCGAUCGAAUUCACAGAAAUUAUUUCCCUUCUAAAGAAGAGCCAUCCACGCCUUCUGUAAGUAGCAGCGAUUUUAGACUAGUAGAUAAACUAUACUUUGCUGGAAUGGCUAUUGGUGCUACGUUAGCGUACACUGUUUUAAGUGGUUUCGUAACUAUUGCUGCUGUUGAUGAAGAUGAAGAUGAAGAUGAUAUGGUUGAUUUUGAUGAUGAGUGA
Messenger RNA from Trichoplax adhaerens, 741 nucleotides. RefSeq lists its product as uncharacterized. Gene Ontology annotation, cellular component: SAM complex. Lineage: Eukaryota; Metazoa; Placozoa; Uniplacotomia; Trichoplacea; Trichoplacidae. The transcript is spliced from 6 exons. The record is from RefSeq and is a predicted model, not a curated record. Gene Ontology annotation, biological process: mitochondrion organization. Bases 1 to 741 code for a protein of 246 amino acids.